Anolis sagrei ordinatus is the source of this 1874-nucleotide messenger RNA. It is a transcript of the gene CDC20, whose product is annotated as cell division cycle 20. The record is from RefSeq and is a predicted model, not a curated record. NCBI's taxonomy places the organism in Eukaryota, Metazoa, Chordata, Lepidosauria, Squamata, Anolidae. Gene Ontology annotation, biological process: positive regulation of ubiquitin protein ligase activity; anaphase-promoting complex-dependent catabolic process; positive regulation of anaphase-promoting complex-dependent catabolic process. Gene Ontology annotation, cellular component: anaphase-promoting complex. Gene Ontology annotation, molecular function: protein binding; ubiquitin ligase activator activity; anaphase-promoting complex binding.
AAUCUCGGAUCAGAGUGGCAAGUUUAAAUCCUGAGUGAGAGGCGAGGCCGGAAGAGUUGCAGCCAGAACGGGACCGAGCGUUGGAUAAGGAGGUUGUCCGCAGGUGCUGUGGCUGAAGCGCACAACCCAAAUGGCGCAAUUUUUAUUUGAAAGUGACUUGCAUGGGCUGUUGAAGCUGGAUGCCCCUAUACCCAACGCACCUCCUGCCCGAUGGCAGCGCAAAGCCAAGGAGGCUGCUGCCGCCAGCACGGGUUCUGUUCCAGAUGUUACUGCUCCUUCGCCCAUGAAACCUGCUAAUAGGCCCCGGAGCACCAGCAAGACCCCCUCCAAAACACCAGGCAAAUCGGGUUCAAAAGCACAGAAUACUCCAAGCAAAACUGGAGGGGAUAGAUAUAUCCCUAAUCGCAGUGCUAUGCAAAUGGAUGUGGCCAACUUCCUCUUAACCAAGGAAGACACCUCUGAUGAGACACCUACCAAGAAGGAGCAUCAGAAGGCCUGGGCAAUGAAUCUUAAUGGCUUUGAUGUAGAAGAGGCAAAAAUCCUGCGCCUGAGUGGAAAGCCCCAGAAUGCCCCUGAAGGAUAUCAGAACAAUCUCAAAGUGCUUUAUAGCCAGAAGAACACACCAGGCUCCACUCGGAAGAACAUGAGAUACAUAUCAUCCAUGUCAGACCGGAUUCUGGAUGCUCCAGAUAUUCGCAACGACUACUAUCUUAACCUCAUUGACUGGAGCUCCCUCAACUUCCUUGCGGUGGCUUUGGAUAAAACACUCUAUUUAUGGCAUUAUGAUUCCCGAGAAAUAAUCCAGCUACUGCAAUUGGAGCACCCUGAUGACUACAUCUCCUCUGUGUCAUGGAUUAAAGAGGGAAACUACCUUGCAAUUGGCACAAGUAAUGCAGAGGUUCAGUUAUGGGACAUCCAGAACAACAAGCGUCUGCGAAACAUGGUCAGUCACUCAUCCCGUGUGAGCUCUCUGAGUUGGAACAACUAUAUUUUGUCCAGUGGGUCAAGAACUGGUCAUAUCCAUCACCAUGAUGUUCGUGUGGCACAGCAUCAUGUGGCAACGCUGGCUGGCCAUACGCAAGAAGUGUGCGGGCUAAAGUGGGCACCCGACGGCCGCUACUUAGCCAGUGGGGGGAACGACAACUUAGUAAACAUCUGGCCAGCCUCACAAGGGGACAGUGCAACUCUACAGCCUGUACAGACCUUCACACAGCAUCAAGGAGCUGUCAAGGCUGUGGCUUGGAGCCCAUGGCAGAACAAUGUGCUAGCAACAGGAGGAGGAACAAGUGACCGGCACAUCAGGAUAUGGAAUGUCUGCUCUGGUACCUGUCUCAAUGAAGUAGAUGCUCAGUCCCAAGUGUGUGCAGUUCUCUGGUCUACAAACUACAAGGAACUUGUGUCUGCUCAUGGCUUUGCCCAGAACCAACUUGUAGUUUGGAAAUACCCAUCUAUGUCCAAGGUUAUUGAGCUAAAAGGUCACACUGCCAGAGUACUAAGCCUGACUAUGAGUCCAGAUGGGUCCACAGUAGCGUCGGCAGCAGCAGAUGAAACUCUGAGGCUCUGGCGCUGCUUUGAGCUCGACCCAACACGGAAAAAGGAAAAGGACAGCAGUACCAAGAGCAGCAUUAUCCACCAAGGCAUUCGCUGAGUCCCGUUCAACCCUCUUACAAGCUAUUGCUUUUGUACAGAAUUUUAAACUAUUAAUAAAUUUUUCACUUUCCCUCCAGAAAUGGUGUAGGUGUCUGGACUAGAGUAUGAAUCACAAGGUGAUAUGAGAAAUUCUGUUUAAUGUAUGAUGGCCAUCUGCAAGGAUGCGGGUUGUAAGCAAUUGUUAUAAAACGGAAAUAAACCACUAACUGUUGAUGGAAAGUUAA